CUUCACUUAAUUGAAUUCACUGCUUUCAAACACGAAAUUCAAAACCCAUAAAAUAUCAUAAGGCUUUUCUUGCAAACCUUACAUCAAACAUUCUUUCAUCUUCAAGUAAAACUAACCUUUUCUACACUUUCUAUCUCGUAACAAUGUACUAUUGUUCUUGUUUAGAUCCAAAUUAAUACCCUCUUUUGUUUUGUAAAUUUUGGUCAAGAUUUAUUAUUUGAAAGGCUACAACUGAUUUUAGGGUUUAGUCUAUUGUUUUCAUUCAAAUGGAUCCUGUCAUUGUUGCAGAAACGGUUCCGUAUUUGAGUUUGAUGGCUCUCAUGAAUUGAUGCUCAAAAGGAAUCUUAUUUGGCAAUUGUGCAUUGCUAAGUUUAUUCUCUGCCAUCUCCUAUGGGAUCGCGUCUAUGGCCAUGGUUUUUAUCAAUAAGGCUGUUUUGAUGCAGUAUUCACACUCAAUGACUCUACUCUUUCUUCAGCAAUUGGCAACAACUUUUCUUAUACACUUUGCCCGUGUUAUGGGGUAUGUAAAAGCUAAAGAACUAAACUUGGCGACUGCAAAAAAACUAUUCCCCGUGUCAUUGUUCUACAAUGCAAAUGUGGCGUUUGCUUUAGCUAGCUUAAAAGGGGUCAACAUUCCAAUGUAUAUCGCAUUGAAGAGACUUACACCACUUGCUGUCUUGGUAGCUGGAUUUUUCUCUGGAAAGGGGAAGCCUCCAACACAGGUGUCUCUCUCAGUCCUAUUUACUGCUUUCGGGGUCAUCAUUGCAGCACUUGGAGAUUUCUCGUUUGACCUCUUUGGGUACACUAUGGCCCUCACAUCUGUCUUUUUCCAGACUAUGUACUUGGUACUCGUUGAGAAGUCUGGUGCAGAGGAUGGGCUAUCCUCAGUGGAGCUAAUGUUCUAUAAUGGAUUUUUAUCUCUUCCAUUUCUUCUAUUCCUUAUCAUAGCCACAGGGGAAUUUCCCAAUUGUGUGUACUUAUUAUUCGACAAGGCUAUCUCGUUUUCGUUCUUAAUGGUUCUCAUUCUUUCGUUGGUGAUGGGAAUCGUUCUUAAUUUCACCAUGUUCUUGUGUACUAUAGUCAACUCAGCUCUUACAACCACCAUUGUUGGAGUUCUCAAGGGUGUCGGAUCAACAACUCUUGGUUUUAUCCUGCUUGGCGGCGUGCAAGUACGCGCCUUAAACGUUACAGGAUUGGUCAUUAACACGGCUGGUGGUGUGUGGUAUUCAUAUGCUAAAUAUCAGCAAAAAAAAAGCAAACCAAAGAAGGUAAUUACAGAUGAAGAAGCUCAUCAUAAGUAAUCACAGAAGGCAAAUGUUAUCAUCUCCUGGACCUUCUGAAGAGUAUAUAAUGGUGUUUCUGGUGAAAGUCAGAGAUGCUUGCCUUCAAGAGGAAGAGGCUAUCUUGUCAGGGGAUACAAGAUGGAGAGAACUAGGACAGUGCUAGGGUUAGGGCAUAAAAGAGUAUAAAGCCUCCGGGCUGUCGUCUUAAGGUAUCUAGUUUGUUAAAUUAAAUCAUAUAGGGAGAGAAAAAGGAUUUCAUCCGGCCAUGUAAGAAAUUGUAAUGUCGUAUCUUAAAAGCGAUUUUGUUGAAUUGCUGGGCAUUGUUAAGUUAAACAUGAAAAUGGAGAGAAAUAAGAUUUCCUCUGGCCAUGGAAGACAUUGUAAUGUCCAGUUUUGAAAUAGGAUUUGUUGAAUUGUUA
Messenger RNA from Papaver somniferum (opium poppy), 1702 nucleotides. Its product is annotated as UDP-galactose/UDP-glucose transporter 7-like. Gene Ontology annotation, cellular component: Golgi apparatus. Lineage: Eukaryota; Viridiplantae; Streptophyta; Magnoliopsida; Ranunculales; Papaveraceae. The transcript has 9 exons. The coding region runs from base 405 to 1301 and encodes 298 amino acids. The record is from RefSeq and is a predicted model, not a curated record. Gene Ontology annotation, molecular function: UDP-glucose transmembrane transporter activity; UDP-galactose transmembrane transporter activity; antiporter activity.